Branchiostoma floridae (Florida lancelet) is the source of this 1154-nucleotide messenger RNA. Its product is annotated as retinoic acid receptor RXR-alpha-B-like. NCBI's taxonomy places the organism in Eukaryota, Metazoa, Chordata, Leptocardii, Amphioxiformes, Branchiostomatidae. The record is from RefSeq and is a predicted model, not a curated record. Gene Ontology annotation, biological process: regulation of DNA-templated transcription. Gene Ontology annotation, molecular function: zinc ion binding; sequence-specific DNA binding; nuclear receptor activity.
ACUUUAAUGUUAGCAAUGACCCAGAUUCGGGUACAGCCCAGCAGCCAAGCAAGUGGAGUUCAUUUCAGGUUACCUGAGGUCACAGCGCGGGGGCCGACGGGAGCUAUUGAGGUAAACAACAUGGCGAGACGAGAUGACGCGCAGGCGGGCACCACCGAGCUGGCCGCGAACAGCGAGCUGCUCGGCCUCAACCCUCCGUUCACGGACGGGCCGCCGCCGCCUUUCUGCCUGAUAUGCAACGAUAGGGCUUCUGGCUAUCAUUACUCGGUGUACUCGUGCGAGGGCUGCAAGGGAUUCUUCAAACGGACAGUACAGAAGAACCUGUCGUACAAGUGUAAAGGGGAGGGGCAUUGUGAAAUCAACAAAUUCACUCGAAACAACUGCCAGUCUUGCCGAUUCCAGAAAUGUAUGGACAACGGGAUGAAGAAGGAAGCGGUAAGGGAGGACAGGGCACCAGGGGGGCGUCAGGGACAGAAACGCAUGCGACAUUCCUACCACUACUCAUCCCAGAGUGAUCUGGAGAGCACCUGCAAUUCCACAGGCAGCACAGGCAGCCCUCUGGACUGCAGCUCCCCUGGGGAACCAGAGAGUGACCUGUUCUACUGUGAUGACCUGGGGAAAACCUUAGUCAACUCCAAACCUGACCAGGUCCCACGUUUGCCUGAAGGAAGUACCUUUGAUGUCAAUGUGGCCCCGGAGCCUGGCCAGCUCAAUGUGAUGAUGCAGCUAGGGUACGAUGAGUUGCGGAUGAUCAUUGAGUGGGCACGAAAAGUACCAGGGUUCAACGAACUGCAGAUGGAGGACCGAAUGUCCCUCCUAAAGAGCUCGUUCAUGGAUCUGAACUGCCUCCGACUUUCUUACAGAUGUCUGCCAUGGCUACCUAAGGUCUUCUUUGGCCACGGCGUGGUGCUGACUGUGGAGCAGACUGCCGGUCUGGGCUGGAACAGGGACAUGAUCACCCUGUGGGAACAGUACGUGGAGAGACUGCAGGAGAUGAAGGUGGACCAUGUGGAGUUCUGUCUGCUGAAUGCCUUGGUUCUGUUCUAUCCAGAUGCCUCUGGUUUGAAGGACAAGCCUAAAGUGACAAGUCUACAGGGUGAUGUGCUAAAGAGCCUGCGCCACUACACGGUGACAAGGUUUAAUGAUUCCAGAAG